UCAAGAAAUUAAUUACUAAUAGUACAACUAGCUUCCACCUCUCAAGGUCAAUUUACGGUGGAUAUGCUAGCGAUGAGCAGAUGGAGCGAAGACGGUUGAGGCCCCGCUCAGCUCGAUCAACACCGGCCUAUAAAAUCGCACCCGUGUAGCCAUGCUGCAGGAAGCAUUAUUCAAGCAUGGGAGCAAAGGCAGACGAUAGUAGUGGCACUGAUACUUUCACCGCUCUACGGAACCAGCUUCCUGGGCUCUCCAUCAGCACGUCAAGAGCACCGGCUGGCGCGGCGCAGGAGCCCGUGAGCCCUACGGCGAGGCUUGUGAAGGAUGUAUACGUCGUGGUGUCCAUCGGGUUUGGAGCGCCGCUAGACCUGCCCGUCUUCCGCGACGGCAUCCAGAACCAGCUCGCCCGAUAUCGCCGCUUCCGCAGCAUCCAAGUGAUGUCCAAGGACGGCACGCCGCAGUGGGUGGUGCUCACGGAGGUGAACGUGGACAGCCACAUCAUCGUCCCGACCCUGGACCCCGCCGCCGACCCGGACAAGGCCGUGGAGGACUACGUGGCGUCCCUGUCCACGCUCCCCAUGGACCAUUCCAGCCCGGCCUGGGAGUUCCACAUCCUGGACAUCCCGACCUCCGAGGCGACCUGGACGGCCGCGCUGCGCGUGCACCACUCCUUCGGCGACGGCGUCUCGCUCAUCACGCUCCUCAUUGCCUCCACGUGCAGCGCCACUGACCCGACAAGGCUGCCGGCCAUGCUGCCGCCGCCCACGCGCAAGGGCGCUAUAUACGCGUGCCCGCGGCGCCCCCCGCCGUCUGCAACCGCCCUGGCAUUCCUCGUGUGGGUCUUCUCGUAUCUCAUGCUGGCAUGGCAUACCGUCAUGGACGUCUGGUCCUUCGUUGCCACCAUCGUGUUCAUGCGAGAUCCGCCCACGCUCUUUAUGCGUGGGAGCGGCGACGGCGAGCCCCGUCGGACACGCUUCGUGCAUCGGAGCCUUAGCCUUGACGACAUCAAGUUUCUAAAGGAUGCCAUGAACUGCACUGUCAAUGACGUGUUAGUUGGAGUAACUUCAGCUGCUCUAUCACGAUAUUACUUUCGGAACUCUGGUGACACUAGGACUAGCAAACUCUGCAUCCGAUCGAUCCUUGUUGUCAACCUAAGGCCAACAGAUAGCCUGCAAACAUAUGUCAAUAUGAUAGAGUCAGGCGAUAGUAAUGAUGUGAAAUGGGGUAAUCGAUUGGGCUACAUCAUCCUUCCAUUUCAUCUAGCCAUGCACAAUGAUCCCCUAGAAUAUGUUCGCAAGGCAAAAAAGAUCGUGGAAAGGAAAAAAAGAUCACUAGAAGUCAUCUUCACAAAUAUGGUUACUGAAUUUACCCUGAAACUUUUCGGUGCAAAGGCAGGAGCUUUUAUCUUCAGCCGUAUGCUCAAACAUAUAAGCAUAGGAUUCUCAAACGUGACUGGACCAACUGAACAUGUAGUGUUAUGUGGGCAUCCAGUUACCUUCAUUGCGCCCAGCGCCUACGGGCUUCCAGAAGCUCUGUUUAUACACUACCAAAGUUACGGCAGCACUAUGAAGGUGAUUCUAGCUGUUGAUGAGACAGUAUUUCCAGAUUAUCAUCAACUUUUGGAUGACUUCUUUGAGUCUCUCCAGCUCAUUAAAGGCGCAGCUUCAAGCCUUCCGACAACAUCGAUCAAGAAUGACUAA
This is a messenger RNA of Brachypodium distachyon (stiff brome), 1697 nucleotides long. RefSeq names its product O-acyltransferase WSD1. The coding region runs from base 177 to 1697 and encodes 506 amino acids. Gene Ontology annotation, molecular function: long-chain-alcohol O-fatty-acyltransferase activity; diacylglycerol O-acyltransferase activity. Gene Ontology annotation, cellular component: plasma membrane. Gene Ontology annotation, biological process: triglyceride biosynthetic process. Lineage: Eukaryota; Viridiplantae; Streptophyta; Magnoliopsida; Poales; Poaceae. The record is from RefSeq and is a predicted model, not a curated record. The transcript has 7 exons.